Oncorhynchus gorbuscha (pink salmon) is the source of this 1978-nucleotide messenger RNA. RefSeq names its product Sjoegren syndrome nuclear autoantigen 1-like. NCBI's taxonomy places the organism in Eukaryota, Metazoa, Chordata, Actinopteri, Salmoniformes, Salmonidae. The record is from RefSeq and is a predicted model, not a curated record. Bases 1486 to 1821 code for a protein of 111 amino acids. Gene Ontology annotation, cellular component: centrosome; ciliary basal body. The transcript has 3 exons.
ACCCCCCUCCCUCAUAUCUUUACCAAGCACAGGCAGGAAACAAGGAUUUUUUAUGACACGAAAGACAAGAUUAACAUUUAAGGCUGUCUAUUCACAUGAUACAUUUUCUCUCGCAAAAUGUUAUUAACUGUGAAGAGUUUACACAAAUAUUAGCGUCAUAGCUCUUUUAGAAGGACUUAAACUGUGGGAAAUCACCUCACUAUUCAACAUAUUGCACAUUCGUAUUGCAAUGUACAGCUUUACCUGCGGAUCUUGGGUACAUGAAAUGGGGUGUCAAUCCAGAGCACAACUGUGAAGAGUUUACACAAAUAUUAGCGUAGUGGUUUAAAAAUCACAUGAUCAAACGAAGCUUCAGACGUCAUUAAGCACGUAAUAAUGUUACUUUGAAACAAGCAUCAGUACAUUUGGUGCUUUCAGGACAACUGGUGCCGCGUUCUGGGAACUCAGAAAAAACGAGGUCAAAUCAUGACGUCAGUGAUUUUCAUGUCGGAAGUUGGAGCCAAAUUGUGGUCGCGGGCCAAGAAAGUUAGGUAACACCUGGUUUACUGGGAGGGGAUAUAACUCAAAAAUGUUGGUAUCAUCCAAGUAGUAUGCUAGUGUGUGUGUGUGUGUGUGUGUGUGUGUGUGUGUGUGUGUGUGUGUGUGUGUGUGUGUGUGUGUGUGUGUGUGUGUGUGUGUGUGUGUGUGUGUGUGUGUGUGUGUGUGUGUGUGUGGACUGUAGAUACACUGCAGCCCUUCUAUGCUACAGCAGACCCUUGGGAAAUAUCCACAGACUAUAUUUCACCUUGCUGUAGCACUGCCAUAAAACCCCUGAUACUUGGGGUUAAAAUCAAGGCAAGGCAUUCUGCUUAUGUAUAAUUUAAAUGCUUCCAACUGAGUAACUGUUUCAAUCAGAGUCCAUGUAUCAGAAGCCCAUUAGAUGUAACUGUCUGACAUGACUGUAUAAAUGAACCAGGAUAAAUGAUCUAACCAUGCAGACAUGUCUCCUGUCAAGUUUAGCCCAAGUGAUCUUCGUUAUUUUUCAAUGACAUUGUCUGUGAGAUCAAUUGUACCCUUGAUUCUCAAUCCCAGUUAUUUACAGUUUUGCUAUAUUUCAUGUCAGCAGUUGUUAUGAAUCGUAAUGAAUGGCUUUGAAAAUGUAGGCUAGUGUUAUGGAGCUGGUUAGAUGGAGUGUUGGUGCGAAUAGAGCCUCUCUUAAACCGGGAAGGAGAUAGUCGGUAGCUGUGGUUUGAAUUAGACGUGACCUCUAGCAGUGGGAUUCAAUUAAUGUAUGAUUGACUCUCUGUCACACACACGUCCUUCAUCCAUCAUAGGCUGGAAUGGGCUGAUUCAGUAGGAAUGGCCUGCUGAGUGAGUGGGACCUGAGCUUAGACAUCCGCCUCCCUUUUACAUUGUACACAACAAGUCUGACACGUAUUUAGGAGGAUAGGCUAUAGGUCUCUAGGUUGUUUUCUCUUUGAAAUACCCAGGUUUUCUACCUUUUUCAUGAUGUUCGGACUCGGAAUGCAGGCCCAGGCUAUAUUUGAUGGUAUCGAGGAGCUGUGUUCUAAGAGGGAUGAGCUGAACCGUCAGAUCCAGCAGGAGGAGGAGGAGAAGGGUCGUCUGCAGCACGACAUCCGUGUCCUCACCGAGAAACUACGCCGCGUCAACGAGAGCCUGGUCCGACGACACUCCGUCCGCGCUGACUUUGACCACACCAUCGGCGAGACCGAGGGUACCUUUAUGAAGAUUCUGGAGAGCUGUCAAACACUGCUGAGUGUAAUAAAGAAGGAAGCAGGAAAUCUCGGCAAAGCCACUGAACCCGGAAGGAAAGACCACUGACAUCCAGACUACCGCCCCUAAACCUUACCUCUCACCCAAACACCAGCAUUUCCCCUCACCCUUGUAACUGUGCACUGUUUGUACACUGAACAAAAAUAUAAAUGCAACAUGCGACCAUUUCAAAGAUUUUACUGAGUUACAGUUCAUAUAAGGAAAU